AUGGAAGAGUUUCCUUGCGAUGUGAUACGGUACGAGGCCUAUGUGUAUGGCGUCUGUGAAUUUCGCUUACCUUUCUUCUUACCUUCAAGGAAUUUUUCAAUCAUUGCCCAUAUUGACCACGGAAAAUCCACGUUAGCGGACAGGUUGCUCGAACUGACUGGAACCAUUCAAAAGAAGCAGGCGGGGAAGAACGAACAAGUUCUGGACAAGUUGAAAGUUGAACGGGAGCGUGGAAUUACAGGCAAGUCCAAUCAUAGCAUGAUAGACAAAUUCAAAGGGAAGGACUACCUACUGAAUUUGAUUGAUACCCCAGGACACGUCGAUUUUGCGUGGGAGGUAUCACGUUCGUUGGCUGCUUGUCAAGGUGCCCUUCUUCUAGUUGAUGCCAGUCAAGGCGUUCAGGCUCAGUCUAUAUCGGUUUUUCACAAUGCUAAAGAGCGAGGGCUCAAGAUUAUCCCUAUCUUAAACAAGAUUGAUCUUCCCGCUGCGCAACCUGAGCGAAUAGCAGCCCAAAUGCAAGCCACCUUUGGAAUCGAUCCUUCAGACAUUCUUCACAUAUCUGCCAAAACUGGUCAAGGAACUCAAGAAGUGCUCGAGGCAAUCAUAAGCCGCAUACCUCCCCCAAGUGGUCGGAUACAUGCUCCGCUAAAAGCGUUUCUAUUUGACUCCUUUUAUGACAGGUAUCGUGGGGUUAUAUCUCUGAUUAACGUGCAGGAAGGGGUCCUUCGGAAAGGCGAUAAGAUAUCUUCGUGUCAUACUCGGAAAAAAUAUGAAAUAACAGAGUUAGGCAUUCUGCAUCCAGAAGAAGUUCCAACGCAAAGCCUAAAUCCAGGACAGGUUGGUUAUAUCGCAUGUAACAUGAAGCAGUCGUCAGAAGCUCAUAUUGGCGAUACUCUGCAUCGUGCGGGUGAACCUGUGGAGCCUAUGGAGGGAUUCCAGGAAACCAAGGCUAUGGUUUUUGCCGGCGUUUUCCCCGUUGAUAACAGUGAUUUUCCUAAACUGGAAGAAUCGAUUAACAGACUCACAUUGACGGAUCGCAGUGUCACGAUUCAGCGGGAGUCCUCCUCUGCUUUGGGUCAAGGUUGCCGUCUUGGAUUUUUGGGAACCCUACAUAUGGAUGUCUUUCGUCAAAGACUUGAAGACGAGUACGAUGCCAACAUCAUCAUAACGGCUCCCACUGUACCUUAUAAAGUCGUCUACCAUGACAGGGAGGUUAUCAUAAGCAACCCGACGGAGUUCCCAGAAGUUACUGAUGCCACCGCACGUGUCAAGGAAAUUCAAGAGCCAGUUGUCAAGGCAUCUAUUAUCGUUCCUGAAGAAUACUUCGGGGAUUUGAUGGAGCUUUGCUAUUCACACCGAGCAGAAGAUCUGGACCAUCGCUAUCUAGACUCUGGAGCCGUUUCCUCGCGAAUAAUGUUAAAUUGCAUUCUGCCCUUGAGCGAGAUCGUGACGGACUUCUUUGAUCAGCUCAAAAGUCGUAGCUCGGGAUUCGCGAGCUUUGACUACGAGGACGCGGGAUAUCGGAAGAGCGACUUGGCGAAGAUGUCGUUCCUGCUGAACGGAAAACCUGUGGAUGCUCUGGCACUCAUUAUCCAUCGUUCAGCCCAGGAAGCUGUUGGAAGGCAAUGGGUAAAGAAACUUCAUAAAGUCAUACCCAGACAGCUAUACGAAGUUCCUAUACAAGCUGCAAUUGGUAAAAAGGUCAUCGCCCGCGAGACCUUGAAGGCUAUGCGAGCCGACGUUACAGCCGGAUUGUAUGGUGGACAUUAUGAACGCAAAAUGAAGCACUUGGAAAACCAGAAAGAAGGCAAACGCAAAAUGAAAAAGAUGGGAACCAUUGAUCUCCCUCAAGAAGCAUUCUUUGACAUUUUGAGUAACAAAAGUUGA
Messenger RNA from Laccaria bicolor S238N-H82, 1887 nucleotides. RefSeq lists its product as uncharacterized. Lineage: Eukaryota; Fungi; Basidiomycota; Agaricomycetes; Agaricales; Hydnangiaceae. Gene Ontology annotation, cellular component: mitochondrion. The record is from RefSeq and is a predicted model, not a curated record. Gene Ontology annotation, molecular function: GTP binding; mitochondrial ribosome binding; GTPase activity. Bases 1 to 1887 code for a protein of 628 amino acids. The transcript has 19 exons. Gene Ontology annotation, biological process: positive regulation of translation.